UACCAUUAACUUGAAACUUCGGACCCGAGCGGCGCAGGUCAACCUCUCACGUGUUUAUUUCAUCCGUGAAACGCACUGAAAUGGGAAUUGAAGUGAGCGAUCGUGCAGGUUCGGUCGCGUUCGAAUGACGUGUGCGCUUCCCUUCCGGCCUGAACCAGUAGUGCAAAUGUCCUGUAUUCAUCUGGAGCGGAUUUCUUUUGGACCUCGUUCGGCAUGGAGAUUUCAUUCAAAGGCAAACACGCUCUGGUCACCGGAGCAGGAAAAGGGAUCGGCAGGGCCACGGCCCGAGCGCUGGCACGUUAUGGGGCGAAGGUCACAGCGGUCACGCGCACGCAGUCUGACCUGGACAGCCUGGUGCAGGAGUGUCCGUCCGUCGUCCCGGUGUGCGUCGACCUGGCAGACUGGGAGGCCACAGAGGCGGCCAUCAGAGACGUAGGCCCCGUUGAUCUGCUCAUCAAUAAUGCUGCAUGUGCCAUGCUCCAGCCAUUUCUGGAGGUCACGCCUGACCAAUUUGACCAAUCCUUCGCUGCGAACGUGAAAGCAGCGCUGCACGUGUCGCAGGUAGUGGCCCGCGGGAUGCUCGGCAGACGAUCGGGAGGCUCCAUCGUCAAUGUGUCCAGCCAGGCGUCGCGGUGCGCCCUCAAAGAUCACACUGUCUACUGUGCCACCAAAGCAGCGCUGGACAUGUUGACGAAAGUCAUGGCUCUGGAGCUCGGACCCCAUCAGAUUCGCGUGAACAGCGUGAACCCCACCGUCGUGAUGACCGAAAUGGGCCGUCGCGGCUGGAGCGACCCCGAGAAGGCCGAGGCCGUGACAUCCCGCAUCCCGCUGGGCCGCUUUGCAGAGGUGGAUGAAGUGGUGAACAGCAUUUUGUUCCUGCUGAGCGACAAGAGCGCGAUGACGACUGGAGUGUCUCUGCCAGUGGAUGGCGGCUUCCUGGCCUGCUAAACCCGCACCGCGUCAGCAGCAACUCUUUACCGCUCCCGUUUCAUCUCUUUUUCGGUUGGAGCCUUUCAUUUCGUUUGCCACGUCUGCGCCGCCGUGCCGCUCGAUUUGACCCGUAUUUGUAUCCUUAUGCGUGCCGGGGAUGCAGUAAAAUAGCGUGACUAAAGUCUCACACAGUGUGCUUAGCGGGGUGUAGCAAUACCAAAAUGAAUAUUAAAAGUGAAGCGCAUGCAAAGGUCUGA
Molecule: messenger RNA, 1187 nt
Organism: Phyllopteryx taeniolatus (common seadragon)
Lineage: Eukaryota; Metazoa; Chordata; Actinopteri; Syngnathiformes; Syngnathidae
Gene: dcxr
Product: dicarbonyl/L-xylulose reductase
Exons: 8
Coding region: 214-948 (244 amino acids)
Biological process (GO): xylulose metabolic process; glucose metabolic process
Molecular function (GO): carbonyl reductase (NADPH) activity; L-xylulose reductase (NADPH) activity
Source: RefSeq, a predicted model, not a curated record